Messenger RNA from Lycium ferocissimum, 1308 nucleotides. RefSeq lists its product as uncharacterized. Bases 1 to 1308 code for a protein of 435 amino acids. NCBI's taxonomy places the organism in Eukaryota, Viridiplantae, Streptophyta, Magnoliopsida, Solanales, Solanaceae. The record is from RefSeq and is a predicted model, not a curated record. The transcript is spliced from 4 exons.
AUGGCUGAAGACUCAGAGUUGUGGGACAUCAUUUGUGAUGGUCCUCAUGUCCCUAUAAACAAAGAUGAAGCUGGCUUGGCAACCACUCCAAAAACAAGGAGAGAAUAUACAGAGGUAGAUAGGAAGGCUGUGGAGAAGAACUAUAAAGCAAAGAAGAUUCUUGUCUGUGGUAUAGAAGCAGAUGAGUACAAUCGAAUCUCAUCAUGUACAACUGCUAAAGAGAUUGGGAAGCUCUCCAAACUGCCCACGAAGGGACAACGCAAGUUUACCUCUAUAAUCGAUGAGCUGAACUCUUUAGGAGAAGUCAUCACAACUACCAAACUGGUGAGGAAGUUGCUUGGUGUUUUACCUGAUUCUUGGGACAGCAAGGUAAAUGCCAUCCAUGAAGCCCAAGAUCUCACCAAGCUGACUGUUGAUGAACUGAUUGGAAAUCUCAAAACGUAUGAGAUGAAGAUGACCAUGAAGAAGAUUGAAAAGAAUAAAACAAAGAAAGAGAGAAAUCUAGUUCUCCAAGCUCCCAGAGGAGAUUCAAGUGAUGAUGAGUCUAAAAUGGCUUAUCUUCCACGAAAGUGUGGAAGAUCUGAUCACUUCGUUAAAGAAUGCCCUCAGAACAAGCAGGACAACUGUGACAAAAUUGUGAGGAGGAAUCAGUUUCCCGACAGAAAAUUCAGAAGAAAGGAGUCUGCUGAUGAGAUAGUAAAGCAGGUGCUUGCAGCAUGGGAGGGCUCCUCCAGUGGAUCUGAAGAUGAAGUUGACCAAGGAAUCACAUCAAUGGUGGCCAUAGAAAAUGAAGCAACCAAAUAUGAGUCAAUCUUUGCACUCAUGGCUGAAUCAGAGACAGAUGAUGAUUAUAAGAAGGGAGAGGUAAACUUUCAUGAAGUCAAGAAAAAUUUGAAAGUAUACUCUCAGAACAAACUCAUAUCACUAUCAAAUGUGUUAAUUAAUGCGUAUCAUGCUCUCAUUACUGAAAAAGGUGAACUGAAUGAUGAGAUCGGUGAAGGUGAACUGAAUGAUGAGAUCGGUGAAGUGGAGCAAGAAAGAGAUGACCUGUUAAUCUCCACUGGGGAUAUGAAGAAACAAAUCAAUGAGACUAAUCAACAAAACAUUAUGUUGGAAAAUCAAAUGAGAAGGGGCAUGGGAGCUUCCUAUAAAGGAAAGAAUGAAGCCAGUAAGGCUCAAGAGGAGCUUGAAAAUAAACUUAAGAAAGUGAAACAAAGUCUGACUGCGGAGAUUGAGAAAAAUGAUCUACUAAAAGAAGAGCUGAAGAGGUUGAGGAGAGAAGAAGCUGUCAAGACGAUUGAUGAAUAG